Trifolium pratense (red clover) is the source of this 2874-nucleotide messenger RNA. RefSeq names its product probable LRR receptor-like serine/threonine-protein kinase At1g05700. Lineage: Eukaryota; Viridiplantae; Streptophyta; Magnoliopsida; Fabales; Fabaceae. The transcript is spliced from 13 exons. Bases 128 to 2773 code for a protein of 881 amino acids. Gene Ontology annotation, biological process: protein phosphorylation. The record is from RefSeq and is a predicted model, not a curated record. Gene Ontology annotation, molecular function: protein binding; protein tyrosine kinase activity; ATP binding.
AUUAAGAGCAUAGGUUGAACUUUGACUUGUACAUUAGUUUGACAGCAUAAAUGUAUCCUUGCAUAGCCUUAGCAGUAGAGCUCAUCAUUCAUUUUUUGUUUCCCUAACGAAGUAAACAAUAAUAUUGAUGAGAAUGUUACUGCAUUUUCUUUCGGUGUCGCUUGGUGUCCUUACUAUUUUGGUUUUGGUACAAGCUCAAGAUCAAUCAGGAUUCAUUAGCUUAGAUUGUGGUCUACCUGAACAUUUGAGCUAUUCUGAGGUGAAGACAGGCAUAAAUUAUAUUUCAGAUGCCAAAUUCAUAGACACAGAUACAGAUACAAGUAAAAGUAUAAGACAUACAAAGGAAAUGAGCUAUAUUGAACAACAACUAGAAUAUGUGAGGAGUUUUCCUAAUGGAGUGAAAAAUUGUUACAGAAUAAAUGUAUCAAAUGGUACUAAAUAUUUAAUCAGAGCUUCUUUCUAUUAUGGUAACUAUGAUAAUCUAAAUGAUCCACCAAUAUUUGAUCUUCAUUUUGGAGCUAAUUUGUGGGAUACGGUGAAGUGCAGCAAUAAUGUAUCAUUCUUCCAAUUCAUUGAGAUCAUUUACACUCCAUCGCAUGAUUAUAUACAACCAUGUCUUGUUAACACAGGUCAAGGGACUCCAUUCAUUUCAGCUAUAGAAUUGAGGCCUUUGAAUGAUAUAGCUUAUGACACAAAGUCACCUAAAUCAGUUUUAUCACUCGUGGAGCGAUGGGAAUUGGGUUCCGGCUCCAAUUCAGGAUCAUACAGGUACAAAGAUGAUGUUUAUGACCGCAUGUGGUUUUCUUCAAUUCGCAGUGAUUGGAGACGAUUAAACACCUCAGUUAACAAUGAUGAUCUACAACAGAAUCAUUAUAAACUACCAGCAAUUGUUAUGAGCACUGCUGUUACACCUGUAAAUGGCAGUGCCGCUAUACAAUUUUCUUGGAGUGCAGAUGAUGUAAAUAAUCAAUACUACCUCUACACACACUUUGGUGAGGUCGAGAAACUGGCCGCAAAUGAAACUAGAGCGUUCAAUAUCAAUGUGAAUGGAGGUCUUUUCUAUGCACCUGUGAUACCUCUAUACCGGAAAGCAAUGACCAUAUUUAGCAACAGACCUUUGACCGGAGCCACAGUUUAUCAAGUUUCCCUUUCUAAGACAAAGAAUUCAACCCUUCCACCCAUCCUCAAUGCCAUUGAGAUUUAUAAACUAAAAGACUUCUCACAAUCAGAAACUCAACAAGAUGAUGUGGAUUCUAUCAUAAACAUCAAGAAUGUUUAUGGGGUGACUAGAAAUUGGCAAGGAGAUCCAUGUGCCCCUGUGAAUUACGUAUGGGAAGGCUUAAACUGUAGUGUUGAUGGCAAUAAUAUCUCAAGAAUUACAUCUUUGGAUUUGUCUUCAAGUGGAUUGAUAGGGCAGAUAGCAUCUUCCAUUUCAAAGCUCACUAUGUUACAGUACUUGGAUUUAUCAAACAAUGGCUUAAAUGGUUCCUUACCUGAUUUUCUGAUACAACUUCAUUCACUAAAAGUCUUAAAUGUGAGGAAGAACAAACUUACAGGAUCAGUUCCAAGGGAACUCAUUGAGAGAUCUAAAACUGGUUCACUAUCACUGAGCGUGGAUGAUAAUCCUGGUCUUUGUACGACGAAAUCUUGUGGAAAGAAGAGUUUGUUUGUACCAUUGAUUGCAUCGUUUUCAGCAUUAAUUAUUGUAAUCCUCUUUAUUUCUCUUGGAUUUCGGAUAUUCAGAAGACAUAAAGCUGCAGUUACAUCUACAAAUUCUAAGCAAAGGGGUUCACUGAUAUCAAAACAGCAGGCAUUCAGUUACACUUCAAUUAUCAAUAUUACUGAUAACUUCAAAACUAUUAUUGGAGAAGGAGGAUUUGGAAAAGUUUACUUAGGCACUCUACAGAAUCAAACUCAAGUCGCUGUUAAGAGGCUUUCACUAUCAUCAAUGCAAGGUUACAAGGAAUUUCAAUCAGAGGCACAACUUCUAAUGAUUGUUCAUCAUAGAAAUUUAGUUUCUCUUGUUGGAUAUUGUGAUGAAGAUGAAGUCAAAGCAUUAAUUUAUGAAUACAUGGUCAAUGGAAAUCUCCAUCAACACUUAUCAGUGGAAAAUACAAAUAUCUUAAAAUGGAAUGAGAGACUUAUCAUUGCAGUUGAUGCAGCACAUGGAUUGGAUUAUCUGCAUAAUGGAUGUAAACCACCUAUUAUGCAUAGAGAUUUGAAACCUUCCAACAUAUUGCUUGAUGAAAACAUGCAUGCCAAGAUUGCUGAUUUUGGUCUAUGUAGAGCUUUUGAUAAUGAUAUUGAUUCUCAUAUAUCUACGCGCCCUGCCGGUACACUUGGUUACGCUGAUCCUGAAUAUCAGAGAACAGGAAACGCAAAUAAAAGAAAUGAUGUGUACAGUUUUGGCAUAGUUCUAUUUGUGUUGAUCACCGGUCGUCAAGCAAUAGUAAGAGAAGGUGAAAAAAACAUUCACAUACUUGAUUGGGUUAUUCCUAUAAUCGAAGGAGGAGAUAUUCAAAAUGUGAUUGAUCCAAAGUUGCAGGGUGAAUUUAGCAUCAAUUCAGCAUGGAAAAUUGUAGAGAUUGCCAUGUCAUGCACAUUAUUACCAAAUGCAGUUGUUGAAAGGCCAGACAUGAGCAUAAUAUUAGCAGAGUUAAAGGAAUGUCUAUCUCUAGAUAUGGUUCAGAGAAACUAUGGAAACACAAGAGCUAUAGAUGAUGAAUUGGUUUCUUUGGCUACUAUAUCAGAUACCACUGUUUCAGCUAGAUAACCAGUAUUUAUUUAUAAAUAAUAUUUUUGUUCUAUAUCCAGUUUCACUCCAAAUGUCAUCCUAGUACUCUUUUUGUUCUAUGAUCAAUUAAUAUCUUGAAA